AUGGCAACCGAAACAGUUAUCUAUAACGGGCCAUCCCGUUUGGAAAUUCUCAGCGCCGAGGAUUUUGAGACGGCUUCUGUUCGUUCAGCAGCCCCUUCUUAUAUGUCCGAAGCGCCGUCAUAUCACUCAACGAUACCUACGAACGAAAAUGUACCCGAGUACACACCACCGGAGCCGCGAGGCUCGCCGUUGGCAUCGCCGCCACGGUAUACGUCCAUGCUGAACCCAUCCCCGACGCCAACUCCCAUGACCUCAACAUUUGCACCGGGAGCCGGUUUACCACGGAUACCCUCUCCGCGCCGUCGUAGCGAGGUACCACACCUCGGCCAUUUCCAAGUCCCAAGCUGGUCCUCAAUGAGCAGCAACCCGACAGCUCGCCACUAUCAGAGGGUUGCCCACCGUCGCGUAUCUGCUGCUAAUGGGUCUCACUGGGGGGGAGUCGAAAGCGCCUUGCGGUCGGCAGUCCAACGCAUGAACGCUGUGGCUGCGGCCGACGAUGCUGACCCCUAUAAAGUGCGGCCUCUCGAAGAUCCGUACCUGGUUGGAGAGGAAGCGGCUGCGAAGGCGAGAAGCGAGAGACUAGCAAGACAGAAUGGAGAUGAUGUUCUGAUUCGCGAGGACAGACACUGGGAUUGGUUUCUGGGUCAGACGAGAGGUGCAGAGGAACGCGAGCGAGGUUGGAGCAGCUUCCGCACUAACAUCGAUAGUCGUGGGAGACUCGCUCGCCGCUUUGGUCGAUGA
Daldinia childiae is the source of this 741-nucleotide messenger RNA. RefSeq lists its product as uncharacterized. The record is from RefSeq and is a predicted model, not a curated record. Bases 1 to 741 code for a protein of 246 amino acids. Lineage: Eukaryota; Fungi; Ascomycota; Sordariomycetes; Xylariales; Hypoxylaceae. The transcript is spliced from 3 exons.